AUGAACGCGUUGAUCGCACUGCUAACGUUGCUGCUUGCCAGUGCAGUUUCGGCUGUGUCUCAGUGUAGCGCCGGGAGCGUUGCAGUUCCGAAGGAUACCGGCGAGUUGGAGUGCUUGACCGUGGAAGAACUGGAGCGCCUAAAACAACUCGAAAGCGCCAAACGUUUCGAUGCAGAAUCGGCCACACGUUUCUUGCUAUGGACGGAAAAAACCAACCCAGAAGAGCGGACGGAGCUGAAGUUUAACGAUCUGUCCGCGUUGCAGAAUUCUACGUUUGAUCCCCGCAAUCCUACACGCAUUCUCGUACACGGCUGGCUCAGCGACUGGAAGUCGGACGCGGUACGUGGACUUUCGCGAGCGUAUGUGGCGAAAGGUGCGUACAAUGUUAUCGGCAUCGACUGGUCCGCUGGUUCUUCCACGAUAGUCUAUCCAGCGGCACGAUUGCGCGUGGCUGCGGUUGGCGCUGCGAUAGCGAAACAGAUAGGCGUACUGUUGCAGGCGGGACAGCAUCCAUCCCAGAUUGUCAUCAUUGGCCACAGCCUGGGGGCACACAUCGCGGGCCUGGCGGGGAAACAUUUCCAGGCCGAGCCCAAACUGGCGGCCGUGAUCGCGCUCGAUCCGGCCGGACCCCUGUUCGGGCGGGAUCAACCAUCGGAACGGGUCGAUGCGUUCGAUGCGGCGUACGUGGAGGUCAUACACACCAACAAAGGUCUGCUGGGGCACCGCGACGCACUUGGGCAGGCCGAUUUCUAUCCCAACGGUGGACAAUCGCAACCCGGCUGUCUGACCAGCACCUGCAGUCAUGAAAAAGCGGUAGAGUACUUCCGUCGCUCGCUGGGCACAAGUGGGGCGGAGCCACUGUACGUGGGGCGGCAGUGUGUAGCGGGCGCGGUCAGUAAUAAGUGCGACGGUGCACAAGCGGUCAUGGGUGGCGAUCUGAACGAUAGCUACAAAGCGAAGAUGAGCGGUUUGUUUUAUCUGACGAUCGGUAAAUAA
Messenger RNA from Anopheles marshallii, 996 nucleotides. Its product is annotated as lipase member H-like. Gene Ontology annotation, biological process: lipid metabolic process. The record is from RefSeq and is a predicted model, not a curated record. Lineage: Eukaryota; Metazoa; Arthropoda; Insecta; Diptera; Culicidae. The transcript has a single exon. Gene Ontology annotation, molecular function: lipase activity. The coding region runs from base 1 to 996 and encodes 331 amino acids.